Gaeumannomyces tritici R3-111a-1 is the source of this 4462-nucleotide messenger RNA. RefSeq names its product MFS quinate transporter. Gene Ontology annotation, biological process: transmembrane transport; carbohydrate transport. Gene Ontology annotation, cellular component: membrane. The coding region runs from base 827 to 2449 and encodes 540 amino acids. Lineage: Eukaryota; Fungi; Ascomycota; Sordariomycetes; Magnaporthales; Magnaporthaceae. The transcript has 3 exons. The record is from RefSeq and is a predicted model, not a curated record. Gene Ontology annotation, molecular function: carbohydrate:proton symporter activity.
GUCUCCCCGGCGCGAGACAAGUAGCGAGUGCCUCGAUUUGGCGUUCUUAGUCGCUCCAGUGCCGUCUUGGAUUUGAUAAGUUGUCAACCUACUUUUCAGCAUCCGCCUCUAUCUGCCUUCCAACAUGUACAGCACCACGAGCGCGAACCGCCUGCCUCCCGAAUCUGUGGUACGGCAGAAAGCCCUGCCACCUAAUAAAUGCACCCUGGAGGCUGAACGAUGACGGCCUCUGGUUGGUGGAAAAUAUUUCCCCACAACAGCGUGCUGGGGUACCUCAGAAGUCUCCAAAUCCCAGAAAAGGUUUGAUUGGGGUAACGGCCACAUGGAUCAUCUGCCCGCUCCCCCAACUCCAGAUGGUGCUCUCACGGCGGGUUCGGCAGCAGGGCUUACUCCUCACUAACGAGAUGUCCAUGUACUCGGUCAGCCAAGUGAUUAUGGGCCGAGACCUGUCGAGCCAGUUGCUUUGCGAGUGACAGCUAAAGAUCGGCUGUGAAGCUCACACUCUGGACUCCAAUUUUCCCCCUCGCAUCCGUCUGUCGGCGGUUUGCUCGAUUGGAUGGAUGUGUGGGGAAACCAGGGCCAUCCCCGUCCAUAGGAGGCUGCACGUCGUAUUUCGCAGGGUGUAAUCUAUGGACGUGGCAACCAUAUAUCAGGAGUGCCUCCCGGCCAACUUGCCUGAUCCUGCUUGCUGAUCAUCCGCCUCCCCUUGCGCCUUUGCUGCCAUCUGCGCACCUGGCGAACAGCCGACUUCGAGGGCACCGCCAAGUCCUGGCCAAAGUCAGCAUCACCGUCACCCAAACGCAAGGGAAGCCCGCCGACCGUCACAAUGGGGAAAACUUCGGUCAAAAUCCUGGAGAAGCUGGUGAGGAAUGAUGCCAUGCGGCAUGAUCCUCCCGAGAUCUACGGAUGGAGGGUCUAUAUGCUGGCCGUGUCGGCAUGCUUCGGCGCCAUGUGUUUCGGCUGGGACUCGUCCGUCAUCGGCGGCGUUAUCGUCAUGGACCCUUUUAAGCGAGACUUCGGCCUCUUCGAGAAUAAAGAAGUCGCCGCCGACCUCGGCGCCAACAUCGUUUCGACACUGCAGGCCGGCUGCUUCGUCGGGUCCAUUAUCGCGUCUCCCCUAACGGACCACUUCGGUCGCAAGUGGUGCCUUGUCGGCACCGCUGUCGUCAUCCUGGCCGGUGUCAUCAUGCAAGCCGCUUCCCUCGGCAACCUGCCCGCAAUCUUCAUCGGCCGCUUCGUCUCGGGCCUCGGUGUCGGCGCCGCCUCGUGCAUCAACCCCGUCUAUGUUUCCGAGAACGCGCCCCGCGCCAUCCGCGGCCUGUUGACGGGCAUGUACCAGCUCUUCAUCGUCACGGGUGGUAUGAUCGCCUUUUGGGUCAACUAUGCCAUGAGUAUCCACUACGUCGGCACCAAGGCCAUGUACAUCCUGCCACUGGCCAUCCAGGGCCUCCCCGCCGUGCUGCUGAUGUUUUCCAUGCUGCUCUGCAACGAGUCGCCCCGUUGGCUCGCCCGCAAGGAUCGCUGGGAGGAGGCCAAGGACGUGCUGUGCCAUGCGCGCAACCUGCCAGUCGAGCACGCCUACAUUCAGGACGAGAUCCAGGAGAUCGCGGAUGCCCUCGAUCACGAGCGUCGACUGGUCGGGGAUGCCUCCUGGCUGCGCCUCAACAAGGAGAUCUGGACCCACAGCAUCCACCGCAAGCGCGCCAUCAUCAGCAUCGUCCUCAUGAUCUGCCAGCAGAUGACGGGCACCAACGCCAUCAACACGUACGCUCCCCUCAUCUUUGCGAACCUGGGCAUCAAGGGCCUCGAGGGGCAGCUGCUGGGCACCGGCGUCUACGGAAUUGUCAAGGUUUUGUCGUGCAUGGCCUUCCUCCUGUUCAUGGCCGACUCUCUUGGUCGCCGCCGCUCGCUGCUCUGGACGUCCAUCGCCCAAGGUCUGGCCAUGUUCUACAUUGGCAUCUACGUCCGCAUCCUGCCUCCCGUGAAGGACCAAGCGGUGCCCCCGGCGGGAUACUUUGCCCUCGUUUGCAUUUUCCUGUUUGCUGCUUUCUUCCAGUUCGGAUGGGGACCAGUGUGCUGGAUUUUGUCGUCGGAAAUCCCGUCGGCGCGCUUCAGGUCCAUCAACGUCAUGUACGCGGCCGCGACGCAGUGGUUCUUCAACUUUGUCGUCGCGCGCUCGGUCCCGGUGAUGCUCAUUACCGUCGGCGGCGAGACGGGCUACGGCACCUACCUUAUUUUCGGCAGCUUCGCUUUCGCCAUGUUCUUCUUUGUGUGGUUCUUCAUCCCCGAGACCAAGGGACUGUCGCUCGAGGCCAUGGACGAGCUGUUUGGAGGCGAGGCCGUCGGGACCGGGAAGGCCGGCGCCGAGACCAAUGCCGAAAGCGGCUCUGGCGGAAACGGGGCGGGCUCGGAGAAGCUUGAGAUCUCGCAGGCGGAGAAGCGAGUCUAGGGCCUAGGAUGUCUGGCAGCUUGAGAACAACCUCGUGGUGCUUCUACUUUAUACCUACCUUGACUAUGGACGAUUUUAGUGUCAACUGUGGAACAUUCCAUCUCGGCACUUGCCGGUCUUUACGUGUUCAGCCGCUGCUGUUGGGUUAAGCCUUCGAUUCUCCACAGUUCUCGCCCGGGUUCGAAGAAGUGCCGUUCUCUGCACGCUAGAGUUAUGCUACCUUGCACAAGCGGCAAUGGUAUUGGCUAUCUCCAAUGUCUACCUGCAAUAUUCAACUGCCCAGAGAUCCGAGCUGAUGCCAUGCCUCGUCACGGAGAACAGCCCACGUCACGACGAUAAUGCCAGGCUCAGGGACAUGGCAUUGUUAGGGCUGAUUCAACUUUCCUUCAUAUUCUCCUCCUGUUCCCACAUAUACAAUGCCCAGAAUGCAUUGCGAAGUAGCCUUUAUCCCCUAUCGGUCACGCAGCGGCUGUAUCAUGUGCAAGGCAUGGCCACUCCGAAAGCUUUCACACGAAUGCUGCCACAGGGUGUGGAAGGAAGGCAAGGCACGAUAGGGGCAAAAUCCAUACUGUAUAGCAGAGAUCCUGGCACCAGCACUCUGAAUGCAGUCACGGCGUUCCAACGUCACCGUUCCAACGUCACCGUUCCCACACCACCGAGCCUCCGUUACGUCCAAGGUAACGGCGAGAUCUAGUCCUGCCCCUAGUGGCUCCUGACGGUAGCCACGACGUCAAACCCUUCGGUAAAUCCUGCCCACCCCAAGCACAACGGCAGCUCUUCGGAUAACAUUACGAGGGCAGCAACCUCGAGCUUGCGUCGGUCUUUCGAGCCCGCCAUUAGGGCGGAAAACACAUCCGCGACCAUGGCCGUCACAAAGAGAGCCUGAGUCGAGUCUCGCCCACACACCCGAAGCGAUAUUUGCCCACCAGGCCGCAGAGGACCCAGCCAGGAGCGAGCGGUCUAAGCGCAUGAGCCUAUCGCGCAACAGUGGGCGAACGGUCGCGUCCAGGGGGCCGCAAGGUGUCAUCCCCUUCUCCACUUUCAAGGCCCGGAGCCGCACCCAAACCACCGUGGCGGUCUGCAAGGCGCGGGAGUGGCACAGCCCUAUAACCCAAGAUCAAUGCAAAGCAAGCGGUUGUGGGGAUUCGGGAGAACCGGUAGGGAUUCCAGGUGUUCCCGGACGAGCAGUGAGCCAAGUUGUCCAACGAGAACUCUUCUCUGGUCCAAAAAAAAAAGAAAUAGGAGGGAAAGGGGUCGAGGCCGGGUUCAAAGCUGGCAAGCUGGGUCUAGCCCGUGGGUCUUGCUCUUGGCCUUCUGCUAGCGUGGCUGGAGGAGACCGCGGUCGCUGGGCGGGACCGUUGGAGCACGUGUCGGGGUUCGCAGGAUAUUGCGCUUGGCGAUUCCUUGGUCCCCUGGCUGUGAGUUUUCCGCCAUGGUCACAUCGUCAGUUGAUCUUGUUGACGCACACGUUUCCGCCAAGUGCCAGCCGCGUCCUCUCUCGCGAACCGCAGCAUACCUAGCAGCGCAUCCCAUAAGCGCGCCAACGAGGCCACCAGCCACGCAUGAAGCUGCGUGAGCCGACCUCCCUCAAGGUCAAAGCGGCGGGCUGGACAGCUAAGCCGGCACGCUCGGAAACAGUCUGACAGGGGGGCGGCGGAUCCUAUGCAGAAUAGAACCUCCCCGGAUCCCAGGGCGACGUCACCAAUCAUCACCGCCAGGGGUUGAAGGCGCUGAUUUAGACAACUCUAUGCACGUUCACUCGCCUGCUCGCCCACCGCGCCCUACAGAAAAUGGUUGAUGUGGCUGAAUUCCCGGGGCGGGCGAGUCGUUAGCUUAGCCAAGAUGGGCGAAGACCUUAGACAAGGUAUGAGUUUAAAAAAUUCUCCAAUUAAGCUAAACUACCCAAUUUUUCGCCCAUUUUGGCUAAAGUACGUAAGUUGAACUCAGGCUUUGCAUAUGCAUCGCUUAAGCAUUAUAUUAAAUAUAAUAUAAAAAAAUUUAUUAAUUAUUUAG